Molecule: messenger RNA, 1107 nt
Organism: Diachasmimorpha longicaudata
Lineage: Eukaryota; Metazoa; Arthropoda; Insecta; Hymenoptera; Braconidae
Product: COMM domain-containing protein 3
Exons: 3
Coding region: 7-582 (191 amino acids)
Biological process (GO): sodium ion transport
Source: RefSeq, a predicted model, not a curated record
CGUCUGAUGGAGCUGUCAAAAUCGACCUUGGGGGGUUUGGAGGCCCUGCAGGACCCAACAAUAAUCGACAAUGAGACAUUCCAUCGAUUAGUGGAUUUCGCUGUCUUGAGUUUAACCGGAAAAACAGCCGGAAAAGAUCUCUCAACCUUCUAUGAAUCUACAAGAGUGGACGUCAUAAAAUCCGCCUACACAGAUCUGACAAGUCUCUUCGUGGAGUCAGCAAGGCAGAACUACGACGCCGAGAAUCUAUCGACUUACCUGCACUCGCAAAAAUUGUUCGGUAAUCGCGUUGAAAAAUUAUGCGACACAUAUAAAAUUCACCGUGAAUCCCUUAUUCACCAAUUGGGUAGCAUCGGGAAUACACUUCCUUGCGUAAUAGAUGUGGACUGGAGACUCGACUACUGCAUUAAGUCGAGUACAGAUAAUGAUGUGAGCGAGUGUGUCUAUCACGUGCGUCUAACUACGAAGAAACACAAUAAAAUUGAAUAUGUCAAUUUUACGUGUUCGCUCCAUCAACUUCAAGAGCUUGUCUAUAAACUUAAAGACGCAGUGAGACACGUCGAAAAACUUUCAACAUUGUAAAUCAUUGAUUAGACCGUAAAGGCCAGUAAACCGAGACCUAAUAAACUAUUAAAAUUUUACAAAUACCAAGAGGCAACAGGAAGCGAGUCUAUAGAUGAGAAAAAAAUAUCUAUAUAUAUGCAUGAAAUAUAUGCACUAUAAAUAAGUGCAUAAAUAUAUUUUGGAAUUGUUUCCCCUGCAAUUAUUUCGUAAAUUUAUAAAUGCGCUUGAUUGACUCAAGAAUGCGAUGAUGGAGUCGAUAAAGUAGUUUCAUGGAGAAAAAAAAUGAUUUCAAGAGAUUACAUAAGGCCCGAGAUUCCUUAAACUUAAAAAGUAUCAGAAAAAGAAAAUGUGGAAUUAAAGUAAAUGCACAUAUCUGAGGAAUUCCGUAUGAAGUUCAGGUGUUUGUAAGACAUUCCGUGAAUCGAAUCUUGAAAUAAGACUUUUCGCCGCAUAUUAAGUCUUAACUUCUCCUUAGAACUGCAAGGAAAAGGUCUAACUUGAUAAUGUAAAGUGUAAAAUAAAAAUAAACAUUUUUUAAAGACA